AUGGGCGGGAGGCCCCGGCGAGCUGGGUGUCGAGGGAAGAUGGCCGUUGUGGGUGCCUGGACCACCCUGGGGGAGCCUGUUCCAGCCCCUCCACGCUUGGCUUGCCGUGCCUUGGAGCUGGGGGGUGGCAAGAAGAAGCGGGCACCCUGGGACCUGAAGGGCCAAGUGAGCGACUUGCAGGCAGAGCUCAAAACCUACAAAGAAGAGGUGCAGCAGCUGCGCAAGGGGGGCCAGGAGCUGGAGGAGCAGAGGCAGGAGUUGCUGGCCCGUAACGGGGACCUGGACCGCCAGCUCCAGGCUGUGAAGUCCGAGCUGCACGUGUCCCAGGAGCAGGCCCAGCAGCGCCUCAAGGAAGUGAAGGAACUGUCGGAUCUGAAGCACCAACUGAAGCAGCAGCUCACUGACACCACUAGGACCAACAAGGAGCUCGAGGGGACCAACAAGGACCUGGAGAUGGCUAAGCGGGACCUGUCAGCCCUGCUGGAAGCCAGAGAGGGGGACCUGGCUCAGAGCACACAGGAGAACAGGGAGCUGAAAGCCCAGGUGACAACCCUGCUGCAGGCUGCAACGCAGAGAGAAGACCAGUUGCACCAGCUGGAGAUGGACCGGCGGCGGCUGCACAACCUGGUGCUGGAGCUCAAGGGCAACAUCCGCGUGUUCUGCCGUGUGCGGCCCCUGCUGCCCUCUGAACAGGAGGCGGGGAAGGGGCUGGAGCACUUGCAUUUCCCCCCACAGGACAAUGGAGCACUUGUGCUCUCUCGGCCGGAGGAGUCCCACACCGGGCGCAGCUGUAAAGGCAACACGAGGUACGACUUCAGCUUCGACCGCGUGUUCCCCCCAGCCUGCUCCCAGGCGGACGUGUUUGAGGAAAUUGCGCAGCUAGUGCAGUCAGCGCUGGAUGGUUAUCACGUUUGCAUCUUUGCCUAUGGACAGACGGGCAGUGGGAAGACCUACACCAUGGAGGGGCCGGACAACCUGGACCAGGAGACCCUGGGCAUGAUUCCCCGAGCCGUGCGCCAGGUCUUCCAGGGCGCACAGGAGCUGGAGCCCAAAGGCUGGGAGUAUAGCUUCUCAGCAAGCUUCCUCGAGAUCUACAAUGAAGGCCUGCGUGACCUAUUGGUGGGGCGCUCAGACCAGGCCCCUGAUCUGGAGAUCCGGCGUGUCAGUCAGGCCAGUGAGGAUCUCCACGUUCCCAACCUGCGCUGCGUGCCUGUGGCUUCUGAGGAGGAGGUGCUGAAGCUCCUGCACACAGCCAAAGCCAACCGCUCUGUGGCAAAGACUAUUCAGAAUGACCGCUCAUCUCGGAGCCACAGCGUCUUCCAGCUGUGCAUCAAGGGCUACAACACUGACCGGGCCCUUCGCUGUGCCUCUGUGUUGAGCCUGGUCGACCUGGCGGGUAGUGAACGCCUAAAGCCACAGUCAAAGACCGAGCGGCUGCGGGAGACACAGGCCAUAAAUGCCAGCCUGUCUACAUUGGGCCUGGUAAUUUUGGCAUUGUCUAAAAAGGAGCCCCAUGUGCCUUAUCGUAAUAGCAAAUUGACCCACCUCCUCCAGAACUCACUGGGCGGCAACUCUAAAAUGCUCAUGUUUGUAAACAUAGCACCACUGGAGGAGAACAUCGGUGAGUCGCUGAACAGCCUGCGCUUUGCCAGCACGGUUAAUCAGUGUCACAUCGGCACGGCACCAGCACACAAGAAAGGAGGAGGGGGUCUACCACGGACUUCAGAUGUUGGGGGUGGUGGGAAGGGACCUGGUCCCAGCUGAGGGGUGGGGUGUGAAGGAACAAAACGCUCUUUAUUUUUUACUCUUUUAUUUCUUUUUAAAAUCUUUUAUAUCCAAUAAAGCGUCGGUGUUAUUGCUUCCUGGGAUCUUUCCUUGGGAGGAGGUAGCAAGCUGGACACGGAGCCAGGCCUCACUGGAGAAGCGAUGGGGGCUAUUUGCCUCUUCUGCACUUUGCUGGUUCAUAUUAGCCCUGGGUGGGGGGAAAGGGUAGUGGGUCCCAUACCAGCUUGAAGGAGGCUGGAGCUUGGGUGGGGGCAGUGCUGCAGAAGGGGUUGGGGCUGGUGUGGGCACAGCAGGAGCGUUGGGGCACACCCUGACUUGUGACUCUAGGCCACAGCCCUGGACACUCCUUGGCAAGCCAGAGUACUUGUGGGGGAAGCACCUGUGACCUAGGGCUCUGAAGCACUGUAAGUAGAGCCCUUGGCCUGACCGGGGCCAGAGGAGCUGAAGGAUACCCGGACUACCAGCGAAGGCAGUCCUGGCCCAGCAGAGUGGGAUGGCACAGGCAGUACGUAGAGGACAGAACAGCAAACCCCAGUAGCUGGAAAAGGCCUCAACCUGUGGCUGCUGCCAGAUGGCAAAACCCCCAGGUGCCAGCCCUGGAUGAGUCUCCCCAUCCCACUGGGCUGGGCAUUAGCUUGAGGUUGGUUUGCUGGUGGCUCUCAUGACCUGCUUUGGGUUUCUAUUAAUGCUUCCCACAGUUCAUUGGGGUGGGGAGGGGGUUGUUUCCUUGGGGUGAUGGAUUUAAUGGGCCCCUACCCUGUUACCACGACAACAACAAGCAUUCAAUGCUUUCCCUCAUUCUCCCUCUCCCCAUCUCAGGGUGGUGUUAGGCAAAGCCCCUGCCUUGUUCCUGUAUUAGCACCUCCAUGUCUGGCCUCACUGCUCACUCCCUUUUGCUCUAGCAUACACAAGCAUGCUCCUCCACUUCCCUGCAGCCCAUGUUCAAGGCUAAAGUGUCAGAGCUCAGCCGAGAAGUGCCUACUGAGAUGGAUUAACAGCAACACUGCUCAGCUUUUAAGCUGUGAGCCUGAGAUGGACCAUGCUGCACCUAAAGUUCAUUGUCCUGAAUAGUGGGCCCAGAGCCACUAGGCACAUCUGCAGUAACUGGACUGUCCAAAGAAGGAGCGAAUAUCCAGGAGCCUGUUGCGCUGGGGUGAUUGCCUGUAGUCGACAUAUUCCGUCAACUCAGGGCAGGCAAGUCCAGUGAGAGGGACAAGUCAGGGUUUGGAGUGAGACCAGUGUAGGAAGGCCCAGAGGGUUAGCCUACAAGCCUUUGUGCUUGGGCAAGGGUGGGGUGUGUGUGAAUGUGUGUGUGCCCUUCUCCCCCUGCAAUAAACCCUAUUUCAGUGGGAUUUUGCCUGCUUCCCCUUGUCUCUAGGUGGAGGGUUGAGCCAGACUUGAGAAGUUGGUGUAAAAUGCCUGGAUUUGUAGGAGGUGGAUACCAGGCCGGGCUGCACGAGGGCUGGCUUUGGUCCUCUGGUUUCACAGCACAGGAGGAUUGACGCAGAGACCCGCAGCCUAGCUAACAGGCUGCCUGGGAAGAAUGUGGAGACCGAUGCCCGUGGCCCUGAUGUGCAGGAUCUGUCUGUGCCUGGCCCCUGCCUCAAACUAGCCUGCCAUCAUGGGUAACUGUGCCCUUGCUGGGCUGUUACACACACGCACACUGAACCAUUAGCUUCCUGGUUAAUGGAGUUUGUCUAUAGCAUGGAAUGCUCUGCUCUUGCCUUAUAUUUCCUCCUGAUGGAGACAGCCAGACUCAACCAGAGUGAGGGGUUGCUUGUCCCUGUCUAGGCUUGAGGGGGGAGGAACAGCAGUGACUGACACAGCCUGACAGGGAGGUGAAAGGGUCCUGAUCUUUGUCCCCUAGUGGGGGUGUGAGCCCCUUAUUAGGUUACAUCUGCCCUUUGGCUGCAAGGUCCUGCCUAUUGAGAGCAUUGGAAGAGCAAGUGUUGGCACAGAAGGAGUUGAAGACAGAACAAUGUGUUUUAGGAAGCAGGGUCCCUGACACUGGCAGCACGAGCCUGCAGGGGCCCCAGUGCCUUUCAGCGGGGCAGUGGGACCCCCCCAAAGCCUGCAGUGCACAGCUGUACUGCAAGACUUGCUGAGGGUAGGGCAGCACAAGAACAUCAACAGGGCCAAACUGGGUCAGAUCCAUGGUCCUAGCUCAGUGUCCUAUCCCCAACAAUGACAAGAGUAGAUGCUAUAGAGUGGGGAGCACUGAAUAGGAUCUCUCAAGCACCCUCGCCAGGCCUGCUCUCUGCCUGUGGCACUUUGGAGGGUGGAAACGUGACAGGUCUGGGCUGGACGGAAAGGGAACCUGUGGCUGGGUUGGGCAGGAGUUCAGGCCUUAUGGCCCUGGGUCCCUCUGGGCCUCAUUCCCUCCUAGAAUGAGCCCCAGAUUCUGAAGCUGCUGCACACCGCCAAAGCCAACUACUCGGUAUUGAAGGUAGCGUAGAAUGACCGCUUGUCCCAGAGCCACAGCCUCUUCCAGCUGCACAUUAAGGGCUGCAAGACUAGGUGGGCCCUGCACUGGCCCUGUGAAUGUGGGGCUGGGGCAGUGCUGGCGGGGGGGGGUCCUCUCUGGCAGGUCCUGUGUCAGCCCCUCCCUCUGCCACAGCUCUGCUGAGCCUAGUAGACCCAGUGGGUAGUGGGCAAGAUGCAGCCAAAGGGCAAGCGUCUGUGGGAGACGCUGGCCAUCAACGCCAGCCUUUCCAUGCUGGGCCUGGUAAUCCUGGUGCUGUUCAAGGUAAGGGAACCCCCAAGCCAGAACCACCCCAUCAGGCUGGGGUCUUGCUGUAUCCUGCCAGGUGGCAGGUGGGGCAGGCAGGCUUGGCACAGAUUGCCAGCCUGGUCCAUUCCGUUUAACAGAUGUUGUCUGUGUAUCUGGGGUGGUGCUAGGACCCUUGCUCCAUCUUUCCCUCUGGCAGGAGCCCCCCAUGCCUUAAAAACAGCUGUGACCCACUUCCUCCAGAACUUGCUGGGCUGCCAGUCCAACAUGCAUGGUAAACAUAACAUCACUGGAGGAGAACAUCACCACAUUGCUCAGCAGCCUGCAUGUCACCACCACGAUGCAUGCUGGGGGAGAGCUGUCCCUAUCCUACCCUCACUCUCUGCUGCUGCCUCCUCACCCCCUGUCUCUCAUCUUUCAGGUGAAUCAGGAAUGACCUCCUAUUCAAUCCCCUGCCUAGCAUCCACCAUUAUUGAGUGGGAGAUGCCAGGCGAAACAUGUCCAGCUGUUUUGUUCAAUAGGCAUUAACAGAUCAAUCAUGCAUGAAUUUAUCCAGCUCCCUGUUUUCCCUGGCUCCUCUCUCUGCUUCCACCAACCCCUGUGGCAAUGAAUGUUAACAGUGUGUUAACGCAGUGUGUUAACACGUGUUAACAGUGUGUUGUGUAAAAAUCAAUGCAUUUUAAAGUCCUUGUUGGUUUAAAACCUGUCAUCUCAUUGCAGCAGGUGCCCCCUGGUUCUAGUCUUCUGGGGUGCGGGGAACAGCAGGUCCCUGGUUGCUUGGUCUGCCCGCUUCAUGAUGUUAUAGACCUCCGUCCUUGACCCCCUCAAACUUCGUUCCAAAUGGAAGAGUCUGAGCCUUUUUUUGUGGUCUCUCCUAGCUUUGGAACAAUUUGGGCAGCUCCAAGAUGCCCAAGGGGUAGGACAUGGGACUGGCCAGCUGGAGACUUGGAGCUGGAAGGAAGA
Alligator sinensis (Chinese alligator) is the source of this 5476-nucleotide messenger RNA. It is a transcript of the gene KIFC1, whose product is annotated as kinesin family member C1. Gene Ontology annotation, molecular function: microtubule motor activity; ATP binding; microtubule binding. The transcript has 13 exons. Bases 1 to 1764 code for a protein of 587 amino acids. Gene Ontology annotation, biological process: microtubule-based movement. NCBI's taxonomy places the organism in Eukaryota, Metazoa, Chordata, Crocodylia, Alligatoridae. The record is from RefSeq and is a predicted model, not a curated record.